AUGGGAAACAGCACACGGGAGCUCUUUUCGCAAGCUAACGCUUAUCAUGAAAAGUUGAACAUCAGUGAAUUAAACCGUGAGGACAGCAAGAAAGUGAUUGUUGAUGAUGAGAAUUAUGCGGUUGAGAGCUUAUUACCAGACGAGGAUGAACUAUUAGCCGGGAUGGUUUAUAAGCUCGUGGAUGAUUUGGAAGAAUAUGAUCUUUUCGGCAGUGGAGGAGGCUUUGAACUGGAAACUGAUCUGCAAGAAAAUUUAGUGAGAUUUGGUAUUUCGAAUCUGAAUUUAUCCGAUGGUGGUGGGGCUCGGUUGAAUUUUCCCGGUGGUGUGGGGACUGUUGCUGGAGAACAUCCUCUCGGAGAGCAUCCUUCGAGAACUUUAUUUGUUCGCAAUAUUAACAGUAACGUUGAAGAUGAGGAGAUUAAAGCUCUCUUUGAGCAAUAUGGUGAUAUCAGAACAUUGUACACUUCCUGUAAGCAUAGAGGCUUUGUGAUGAUCUCUUACUAUGACAUUCGUGCUGCCCGUACAGCAAUGCGUGCCUUGCAAAAUAAGCCACUCCGGAGGAGAAAGCUCGAUAUUCACUUCUCGAUUCCUAAGGAAAACCCAUCUGAUAAGGAUGUAAAUCAAGGUACCUUGGUAGUAUUUAAUUUGGACCACUCGGUUUCAAGUGAUGAUCUUCUUCAAAUGUUUGGGGCUUAUGGCGAGGUCAAAGAGAUAAGGGAGACACCCCACAAGAGACACCACAAAUUUGUUGAAUUCUAUGAUGUUAGAGCUGCUGAGGCUGCACUCAAGUCCUUGAACAAGAUUGAUAUUGCUGGUAAACGGAUUAAGCUCGAACCUAGCCGUCCCGGUGGAGCUCGGAGAAGUUCACUGCUGCAAGCAAAUAAUGAUCUUGAGCAAGAAGAAAGAAAUUUGUAUCACGUGGGUUCGCCGCUUGGGAAUUCUCCCCCCGGAAAUUGGCCACAGCACGGUAGCCCAAUGGAGCGAAACCCCUUGAAAAACUACAGUAAAUCACCCGUUUUUGGUUCGAUUAGCCCUCCAGUUAGCAGCAGUGUACCUGGACGAGCUUCAAUUCUGAACCAGGUGGGAUCCACGAUCCAAGAUAGCCCGAACGGACAUUAUUUGGAUCAUAUAUUUUCUAAUAAUGGAAAUUCGAACUCUCGAGUCAUCUUGGACCAAUCCCUUUCAUUGCCAGAUCAUCAUUAUCCAAGCAGUCAGUUUGGCGGGCCUGGGCCCGUUUCCUCAUUUGGGCCGUCCAAACCAUUAUUUGCCGGGCCACAGCAUAUCUGGGGAAAUUCAAAUUCAAAUAGUAACGGUUUCAAUUUUCUAAACCACGAUUACCGUGUGGGGUCAGCUCCGACUGGCAUCCCUCUCGAGCAGAAAUUUAGUUAUAUUCGAGAGUCUCUCAAAGGGUCUUUUGCGGGCCCUUGUUAUGGAAGUGUGGGAUCAAGAAGUUAUGGGGAGCACGUUUUUGGUGGGAACUCGGUUGGAAAUGGUUCUCCUGUUUUUUUCGGUAAUGGCAUUUUUCCUAGCAUGGAGGGUUUUGCCGAACGGAAAUCAAGGCAUUUUGGAGGCAAGGGAUCCCAAUUAGAUAACAAGAAACAAUUUCAGCUCGAUCUUGAUAAGAUUAAGAGCGGUGAAGAUACUCGGACGACUCUCAUGAUAAAAAAUAUCCCCAACAAGUACACUUCCAAGAUGUUGCUAGCUGCUAUCGAUGAGCAUCACAGGGGAACUUACGACUUUCUCUAUUUGCCCAUUGACUUCAAGAAUAAAUGCAACGUGGGCUAUGCAUUUAUUAACAUGUUGUCUCCACUGAAUAUUGUCCCGUUUUAUGCGGAAUUCGAACGCAAGAGGUGGGAGAAAUUCAAUAGCGAAAAAGUUGCAUCUUUGGCUUUUGCUCGUAUUCAAGGGAAAGCUGCCCUCAUUGCCCAUUUCCAAAAUUCGAGCUUGAUGAAUGAAGACAAGCGUUGCAGGCCAAUUCUCUUCGAUUCAGAAGGCACAGGAUUUAAUAAUAUGCCCCAAGGCGCGUGUCGCGCACGCCCCACAAGCCCCUCCCAGCGCAGCCAUUUUUUUCACACGAGGCACGUGCCCUCACGUCAGGACGGCAGGUCCCACAGCCCACGUGUCGACUACCGAGUGGUCUUCCCCCGGACUUUCCCCAGCUCUAAAUCCCAGCCGUUAGUUAGCAGCAGACAAACUCGCUUUAAGCACGGGUCCCGAUCCACUGCGGCCGACUUCCCGCACACCCACGCUAUUCGAGUUGUACAUCGCUAA
Molecule: messenger RNA, 2271 nt
Organism: Striga hermonthica
Lineage: Eukaryota; Viridiplantae; Streptophyta; Magnoliopsida; Lamiales; Orobanchaceae
Source: the annotation of a GenBank genome assembly